Molecule: messenger RNA, 1617 nt
Organism: Anneissia japonica
Lineage: Eukaryota; Metazoa; Echinodermata; Crinoidea; Comatulida; Comatulidae
Product: KRR1 small subunit processome component homolog
Cellular component (GO): nucleolus; small-subunit processome
Molecular function (GO): RNA binding
Source: RefSeq, a predicted model, not a curated record
UCCUGGCAAGGAGUGUUCCCUAUGAGCAGGCACUUAGGGUUCUUGAGGAUGGCAUGUCAGCUGAAGUUAUUAAGAUUGGCCGGAUGGUGCAGAAUCGUGAACGACUGGUUAAACGGCGGCAACGAUUGAUUGGACCAAAUGGCUCAACUUUAAAGGCUAUUGAGCUGCUGACAAAAUGUUAUGUGAUGGUGCAAGGAAACACAGUUGCAGCGGUCGGACCACACAGAGGGUUGAGGGAUGUUAAUAAGGUGGUCAUCGAUACCAUGAAAAAUGUUCAUCCUAUUUAUAAUAUAAAGACUAUGAUGAUCAAACGAGAGUUAAUGAAAGAUGAAAAUCUACGCAAUGAAUCAUGGGAUAGGUUUUUGCCAAAGUUUAAGUCAAAGAAUCUAGCAAAACGCAAACAACCUGUCAAGAAGCGUACAAAAAAAGAGUACACUCCAUUCCCGCCACAACAGCCAGAAAGCAAGAUGGAUAAAGAAAUAGCUACAGGAGAAUAUUUCCAGAGAGAAAAUGAAAGGAAAGCAAAAGCAAGAGAAAUGAAAAAGAGGAAGCAGGUAGAAGCAGUAGUCAAGAAUCAAGAGAAGCGACUGAAAGCCUUUGUCGCCCCCAAGGAACCGGCGGUUACAACCAAGCCUACCAAACAAAAGCUUAGCCAGAGUACAGAUGUAGACAUUGCUGCUUUGAAGGCCAAAAUUAAACAAUCUAAAACGAAAGGUAAACAUGAAGUUCGCAAGAAGAAGGAACCAAUUAAGAAAAAGAAGAUUGCCUCAAAAUCAUGAUAAUAGAGCAACCAAAUCGUGAUGAAAAUACUGAUAUUGAGAUAGUACUCCUGACAGCUAUAUCAAGGUUCAUACACCAGUGAUAAAUUGUGUCAUAUGUAAGACGAUUACUAUCUUGCAUGGUGGGAAUUUCAAAGCCUGUCAGUUUCUAGUGUUCUUAUAGCGGAUGGAGCAAAUAGGGUUGCCUGCCUAUUAUAAUUAACAUUAUUAGCAUUAUGAUUACUACAAUUUUGUGACAUCAGUUGUCAUUUUUCAGACUCGCUUCAGUUAAGCUUGGUUUCCAUACAAUCGCUACACGCUAUUGCGUCGGGAACUGCUACGCAGCUUUAUCACUAAUAUAGAAGGACUAUUGUAAAUGUAAUCAUACAAAGCUUUCCACCCGUGUCUAUUGUGUAGUAUAUUUGAUGUACCUCUAUACAGAUAUUGAUGCUCUAUUGGGGUGCCUAUUAAAAUUUGCUUACCAAUGGCCCAAGGUGGGUGUGUGGAGCACUGCCACAGUACUUUACAUCAAAUUUAAUAUUUAUACUGUAUUUGAUUUGUGUUUAUCGUUUAUUACUACUGUACACAAUUUAUAGUGCAGCUCAAAUAGUAAUAUGAAGGUAUGAGGGGACCGUUUGUUUACCCUAAACCACCAGUUCCAGAAAGACAAGCAACAUUACUUGGAUAACACUCGCAUAUUUAUUGUACAUUUUCCAAGUUCAUAGUUCACUUCAAAUUGACGAGCAAUAUUGCUUACAUGAGAAAACUAAAUAUUUUGUUACUGUUUGAUCAAGCAUUUUAAUUAUCUAUCGGAUAUUAUGUACAGAAAACUUGAAAUAAACAAUUGUGAGAGGUUUUA